Molecule: messenger RNA, 2473 nt
Organism: Gavialis gangeticus (Gharial)
Lineage: Eukaryota; Metazoa; Chordata; Crocodylia; Gavialidae
Gene: TSPAN12
Product: tetraspanin 12
Exons: 7
Coding region: 74-1054 (326 amino acids)
Cellular component (GO): membrane
Source: RefSeq, a predicted model, not a curated record
CUCUCCCCUGUAGAGCCCGGGCCGCGGCGGGAGGAUGUGCUGAGGAUGGGGCUGUGCCCCGCGGGGGCUGACGAUGGCCAGGGAGGACUCGGUGAAGUGCCUGCGCUGCCUGCUCUACGCCCUCAACCUCCUCUUCUGGUUGAUGUCCAUUAGUGUGUUGGGUGUGUCUGCUUGGAUGAGGGACUACCUGAAUAAUGUUCUCACUUUAACUGCAGAAACAAGGGUGGAGGAAGCUGUCAUUCUGACUUAUUUUCCCGUGGUCCAUCCAGUCAUGAUUGCAGUCUGUUGCUUCCUUAUCAUCGUGGGGAUGUUAGGGUACUGUGGCACAGUGAAAAGAAACCUAUUGCUUCUUGUAUGGUACUUUGGAAGUUUGCUUGUGAUAUUCUGUGUUGAACUGGCCUGUGGUGUUUGGACAUAUGAACAGGAAGUAACGGUCCCAGUACAAUGGUCAGAUAUGGUCACUUUAAAAGCCAGGAUGACCAAUUAUGGCCUACCUAGAUACCAGUGGCUUACCCAUGCUUGGAAUUUCUUUCAAAGGGAGUUUAAGUGCUGUGGAGUAGUGUACUUCACUGACUGGCUGGAAAUGACAGAGAUGGACUGGCCUCCUGACUCCUGUUGUGUUAGAGAGUUCCCAGGAUGUUCCAAGCAGGCACAUCAUGAAGACCUUAGUGACCUUUAUCAAGAGGUAGAGAGAAAAUACUUGAAUAUUUCAAAUGAUAUUUCAAACUGUCUCCUGUCCAUGUUACUGGGUUGUGGGAAAAAAAUGUACACUUUCUUGAGAGGAACAAAACAGUUGCAAGUGCUGCGGUUUCUAGGAAUCUCUAUUGGAGUUACACAGAUUCUGGCUAUGAUCCUCACUAUUACUUUGCUAUGGGCUCUGUAUUAUGACAGAAGAGAUCCUGGGACAGAUCAAAUGAUGUCCUUGAAGAAUGACACCUCACAACACCUGUCCUGUCAUUCAGUGGAGCUCCUGAAACCCAGCCUGACAAGGAUCUUUGAACAUACAUCCAUGGCAAACAGCUUUAACACACAUUUUGAAAUGGAGGAAUUAUAGAUGCUGCAAAUGAUUUGGAGAAGUCACAACUAUUUGUUGGUGUGUUUGCCUCUUCUACCCUUCAGGUUCAUCCUGGGUAUUUUUAACUAUGUCAGUCUUACUCAUCUAUUUCAGGUAACGACUUAUGAAUAGAUGGAGAGGCUCACGUGCAAGGACACUUGAACCAAAGGACUGUCUUUCAGCUUUUUAGAAUAACCGUGAAAUGAUUAUUUUGCAUAUGAGAAGGAUUCACUGGGCACAGUAAUAUUUAACUUAUUGUCACAGGAUAUACACUGUGUAAAACACUAAUUCUUAUGCUGAUAGUGCUAAUGACGUUCUUAAAAAAACUGUAUCGCAGAAAAAAAGAACUGUCUUCUAAAAAAAAUUGCUAUAUUUGUGGGAAAGCAAAAUGUGACCAGCUGAAAUAGACUUUUAACCACAUUUUAACUAAGCCAUUGGGAAAAUGUCUUAAAAUGAUCAGGGAUAUACAUUCAUAUAAGUAAGUGUGUGUUUGUGUGUGUGUGAAUCAUAGAAUUACAUUCAAGUAAAUGGUUUAAAGUUUGCAACAUCUGUUAAAAAGUGGGGGGGUACAAUUUUCUAACAGCACUUUUAUUUUAGCUGUUUCUUUUAAAGAUAUUCUAAAACCUCUAUUUUUAACAAAACUGUUUGAUUAAAAAAAACAUAUUAAACAGAGGUUUUAAAAACCAUGAUUAUAGACUUUAUUAUUCUAAAUGUGAUCUAAUUUCUAGAAAAUCUUUUUUUUAAACCGAGUUUGUUCUUUGGACUGGUUUAUGUGGUAUGGAUCAAUUUGGGAAUAAUGUUUGUAGUUUUACCCCACCUUCUCCCAUUCCUCUACCCUCCUGAGCAAAAAUGGAAGACAGCAAAAUUCUUAUCUACUGGCUUAUUGUUCUGGAUGUAAAUGCAAUAAAUGUGAGAGCUUAGAAGGAGAAAUUAUACUACGUCUUUUUCUUCAUUAAGAGCUCUCUGGUGACUCAAAUCACCAAAUGGAUGCAGAGUUAAAAUAUAUUUAUUGAGGUGGGAAAAGUGCAUUUUACUGUAUUUUUAUGAACAUUGUGUAUUUUUUAGGAUUAUUUUUAAAAUCAGCUAAGCUUUUGAAAAGUGUGUUUGCUCUAACAACUACCAUGUUUUGUGGUGAGUGCAUUUUUAUGAAGUAUCACAAUUGUAUAGUUCUUUCCACUCGUUUUGGACUUGUAAAAAAAAAAAAAAAAAGAAAAGAAAAGAAAAAAAAGUAAAGCAUGAUCUGGUAGACAAUAAAUCACUAUUGUCUUAAAUUUUGGUAUUUUAAGUUGAAGAAAGUGUUUGCCUUUUUCCAGUUAAUCUUAAAUUUCCUUAUUCAUGCCAGUUUAUCACAAUAAUGUAGAAAUUGGUUGUUAGUUUUUAUGAAAAAUCCAUAAGGGAAUUAAAGUUUCAAGAAUUUGU